AUGCUAAACUAUCCAAACUAUAUUUGGCUGUCGCUGAUCAUCGGUGUCGCGGUUACUGAGUCACUGCCUCUGGAAGAAGUGACAGUUGGGAGCUUGGAUUGUAGGGAAAACACUUGCAUGGGACUGGAUUAUCCCAACCGCACAGAGGUGGCCAUCUUCACCGAGAAGGUCACCAGAAAUCUCAUGAGCUACAAAUCGCUGAUUCUGCACAGUUCUCAACUGACCAACAUGCCCAAGAAUGUGUUCCACCAGCUGCCCCAACUCGCGGAGCUUUAUGUCCUGGAGUGUGGAGUACAGGGAAUAGAGAGAGAAUGCUUCGAAGGUGCCCACAACCUGAGGAAAUUGAAUUUCGGAGGAAACUCUCUCAAAAUGCUGGCAGACAACACCUUCGAACUUGCUACGGAAUUGGAGGAGCUCAAUUUGUCCGACAAUCAAUUGGAGGAACUUUCGCCAAUGCUAUUCUUGCCACUUAAAAAGCUUCAGAAAGUCAACUUGUCCAGCAAUCGGUUAAAAACCAUUCCCCAGGUUAUAUUCUCCCAAUUAGCCUUUCUGAAUUCCGUUGUUCUGGACAGUAACCAGUUAACGCAACUGCCAAGCGACCUAUUCAGAGAUCAGCUUAGGAAUCUGUCGGAAUUCUCCGCUAAAAGCAAUUUGCUGAAACAAGUUCCUUCGAACAUAUUCCUAUCGGUUGAGCACCUCCAACUCUCGUUUAAUCCGCAACUCAAAAGGCUUCGACUCACAGGCAGAAUAUAUGAUCUCCAUGCCACCAAUUGUGGCCUGGAAUCAGUCAAGUUAGAGGGACCUGUGGUCAGAGUCCAACUGGAGGAUAACUUGAGUCUGAAUGAGUUGAAAAUAUCCCAGCCUCAGGUUCUGGAACAGCUCUAUCUGGCCAACACCAAGCUCUCCAGACUCGACUUUCUGUCCAAGGCCAGUAGCUUGGUUGACUUGGAUGUCACCGGCAUUGAGAAUCUCUCGGAUCUGCCUCAGAUUUCGUCAGCCGCAGGUCUGGAGCGGCUGAGCUUCACCUAUGAAAACACAAGCUCGGAUCACAUGGACAUGCUGCCCCAGCUGAAGGAUCUCAACUAUUUAGAGAUAACCCACGACAAGACCCGGGAGGUUUAUAUCAAGGAUCUGGAUGAUGAUUUCCUUGUCAGCGAUGCUCAAAUUCAUUGCGAUCAGUUAGCAGAUCUGUUGGAGUAUGUGGAAUUGCCCAAGGACACGACGAUAUUGGAAGAUCGCAUAGUCGGAGAUCGACGAGAGCCCCUCAGAUGUGCAGCUGCGUAA
Messenger RNA from Drosophila serrata, 1284 nucleotides. RefSeq lists its product as uncharacterized. The record is from RefSeq and is a predicted model, not a curated record. NCBI's taxonomy places the organism in Eukaryota, Metazoa, Arthropoda, Insecta, Diptera, Drosophilidae. Gene Ontology annotation, molecular function: protein binding.